Penicillium digitatum Pd1 is the source of this 1536-nucleotide messenger RNA. Its product is annotated as adaptor protein STE50. Gene Ontology annotation, biological process: signal transduction. NCBI's taxonomy places the organism in Eukaryota, Fungi, Ascomycota, Eurotiomycetes, Eurotiales, Aspergillaceae. The record is from RefSeq and is a predicted model, not a curated record. Gene Ontology annotation, molecular function: protein binding.
AUGUCCCUCCACACCUCCUACCACGCCGACUCCGAUGCGGACGAUGAGUACGAGCGCAGUGUCAUAACUUCACCACACCUUCACAUCGACUCGGAAUCUUCUCCCACCGACUCCUCCAUUCAUUCAUCCGAACACACUCCGACCAAAUUUGGACAUCCGAUCGAUGGGCCUCGCUCACCGCGAACACUCAUUAUCGAAUGGGGUAUCGAUGAGUGCAAUGAAUUUUUGACCUCACUUGGACUACUGCAAUACCAUGGCACAUUUCGGGAGAACGGGAUUGUCGGUGAAGCCUUGAUUGCCCUGAAGCAUGAGGAGCUGAAGGAAAUGGGCAUCAACAGUGUGGGACAUCGACUGACGAUUUUAAAAAGCGUGUAUGAAAUCAAAGUCAAGCAAGAUGUUCCUCUCGAUGCAGAUCAUUACAUACCACUUACUGCUGACCAGAGUAUGAAUGAAACUGCGACACAAGAGGAUCUCGCACGUUUAAUCAAGUCGAUCCAAGUUCGAGACGAGAAGCUCAUGUUGGUUGAAACGGAGUUGCGCCGGAUCACAGACGAUUACCGGCGAUUGCGCGAAGAAAUCCUGCCAGUGAUCAAAGUCGUAAAAGAUCGGUCACAGCCAUUGCCUCCGCCUUCUUCGCAUGGGCAAUCUUCAGAAAACUGGCACGACAGCACGGCCACUCUCACGUCAACUCCCCAACCUACAAUCACCCAGGAACUUUCUUCAUCGUCGAAAAUUGCGCGGGCCUUUUCCAAGCGCAUUCAUCCUAACAGUGCCUCAUCCAAACUUAACUCGCCAACAUACCCUCCAUCUACAGGCUAUGAUGGACGCUCUCAUCACGACACUCUUAAUCCGUCCGGCACAGCCUUGGCCCCCUCAUCCCAUUUGACAGCCUCAAUGAAUGGAGGGUCACAACUGUCACCUGGAAUUCCUUCACCAACAUCACCUCACCACCACCACGCUCACCCCCAGACACUCAAUCCACGAUCAUAUACCCAACCACUCUCCAGUGCAAACCGCAACACGGCCUAUGAUUAUGCCGAACCGACCCCGACAAUACAUUCUAGAGACCGAUCCACUCCGAGUCAGCUUACAGCAUCCCGUGUCGAGACACCAUCUACUGCAUCACGUUUGGACCCACGACUCGACAGGUCUGACUCACGGGGUGGUGGCGGCGGAGGUGGAGGCAGCGAGAAUCCAAAUAGCGUGGAAAUCUUCAAGUCCUUCCGUGUCUCUUGGGAAGACCCCUGCUACAAGGUCCUACCAGCUGCUCUCAAGAAAUACAACAUCAACUCUGACUGGAAGAACUACGCGCUUUACAUUGUGUAUGGAGAUCAAGAGCGUUGUUUGGAAUUGAAGGAGAAACCCCUUCUCUUGUUCAAACAGCUAGAAAAGGAAGGACGGAAGCCAAUGUUCAUGUUGCGGAAGAUCCACGUGGACAACGCUUCGGGAAAUUCAGGGCUUGGUGCACUAGCACCCAACGGCGCUAGCUUCAACGGUGGUCAAGGACAAAUCAAUCUUCCAGGCGGCGUGCUCUGA